Molecule: messenger RNA, 2331 nt
Organism: Trypanosoma brucei brucei TREU927
Lineage: Eukaryota; Euglenozoa; Kinetoplastea; Trypanosomatida; Trypanosomatidae
Product: protein kinase, putative
Exons: 1
Coding region: 1-2331 (776 amino acids)
Biological process (GO): peptidyl-threonine phosphorylation; peptidyl-serine phosphorylation
Cellular component (GO): cytoplasm
Molecular function (GO): protein tyrosine kinase activity; ATP binding; protein serine/threonine kinase activity
Source: RefSeq, a predicted model, not a curated record
AUGGAACCCGCUGAUGGGUUGAAGAGAUGUGGUGCAUCAACCGACACCAUAAUUGAAGAAAUAAAGGCGCUCGCAAAGUCGAUGUUGGAAUCCACUGAAGCUAUCCGUCGAAGGUCCCGUAACGUGGAAAGUUGUAAGUCGUAUGAUGCUCUUUUAAGUGUCCUGGAGUCAACAGCGCCACUGACCAAACACCCUGCGAGGCAACAAAGGACUCAGGGCCACAAUGAUGUAAUUUGCGAGUUCCCCGUAACGCGAGGAGGUGGAAUUAGUGGUGGGGCUACUGCAAACAAUGCGAAACCCGGUAACUGCUACGCAAAAAAGGUUUCAGGUGACGCUGCCGAGUUUUGCGAAAGCGAAUUAGAUGAUACGGAAGCGGAGGUAACUUCUUGUUCUCCGGAAGCCUGUGGUGAAGACGGCCAUGAUUUAGGUGGAUUCUAUCCUAAUUCGAAGGCGCAGUUAUUCAGCGCUUGUACGAUGGGAGCAGACUUUUCGGCUGAUUCUGAUGAUAAUGUCUACGACGGUGUCAAAACUCAAGUUGUUUUUAAGGCUGUGGACCCCGCACUUUAUCAGGACAUAAGUGGCUGUACCUGGCAGCCUGAACCACUGCUUCUUCACUCCGAAACGGGGGAAGCUGUUGAGGAUAGUAGCGAGGAUAAAGAUGAGGACAAAGAAAGUGAUUACAUGGAUGAUGCAGCAGUUGUUGGUACGAAAAAAGUAUACCGUGUUCCUUCAUUUCCAUUUGGUGGCGGAAUUACUGAGGGUCAGGCUCGUUUCUUGAGCAAAACAUUUUCGGAGACAAUUCGUCGUGGUGGACUUUCAUCGUCUAAAAGACCAGCGCACGUCACCGUUAAAGACUUUGUCGGAUACAAAUACGAUGAGUGCGCAACGACGGAUGCUGAACGUUCGCGCUUCAAACCAGUAUCACCCUUUGAGUUUGUAGUGGAACUGGAGCGAGGAGUGAUGUUUGAUGCUGUUCGAGCUAGGGAGGAAAGAAGACAAGAAUUUCGACGUUUGGCUAAGGAAGGCAAGGCACCUGUGACCAUGGGGAGUUUCAACCUUCGUGUAAUCAUGGAUCCCAUAAAAACUGGAUUUGAAGAGGAGAAGACAUUUCCGAUUGAACGCGGUACAAUUGUGGCUGACCGUUACCAGAUAGUGGAGAUGUUGGGGAAAGCAACAUUUAGCCGUGCGGUGCGAUGCUAUGACCUUUCUCAACCCAUAUAUGAGGAUGACGUCAAAGUAGAGGAUAAGGAUAGGACCGCAACCACAGAUGCGCAAAACCGGUGUGUCGAUACCGAGAAUGGUGGUGUUUCAAACGAUGCAAAGAAAAGGAAAGUUGUUGGUUAUGUCGAAGUUUGCCUCAAAAUAAUCAACAACUCCAAGGACUUUUUUGAUCAGUCGCUGGAUGAAAUACGCUUGCUGACGCUAAUAAACAAAUACAAGGAUCCUGAUAAAGCCCAUGUCAUUCGGUUGAUUGACAGCUUUUACUACAAGGAACAUACGAUGUUGGUGACGGAAUUGCUAUCGGAUAACCUUUACGAAUAUUCCAAGUAUAAUCGCGAGGAAGAGGAAACAUUUUACUUUACCAUACCAAGGUUGCGCCGCAUUGCACGACAAAUCACAGAGGCCCUAACAUACGUUCACAGUUUAAGCUUGAUUCAUGCGGAUCUGAAGCCAGAAAAUAUUUUAUUUGUUUCCCACAGACGGUGCUUAAUAAAGGUGAUUGAUUUUGGAAGUAGUUGUUUUUUGAGCGAUCAUUUAAGCUCUUACAUCCAAAGCAGAAGUUACCGUGCUCCAGAAGUUAUCCUGGGAUGUGAUUAUGAUGGGAGGAUCGAUGUAUGGUCUCUUGGGGCAAUUUUGGCGGAGCUUGUGACAGGAGAAGUAUUGUUCACAUCUGAGACAGUGCCGGAAAUGCUUGCUCGUAUUGUUUAUGUCUGCGGCCGCCCGUUUCCCAGACGGAUGUUGUGGGAAGGUCGGCAUACUUCUAAAUUUAUAAAUAAAUUUGGCUGUAUCUACGAACAAGGUAAUAAGGACGGGGAUGAUCCCGGAGAAGAUUCUUCAUAUUACUAUUUGUACACGCCAGUGCCGCAGUCAUCGGGCAUCAAGAACCCAGAUGCCGAAGGUACAGAUGCGGAAAACAACGGUACCCGGGAUACGGAGAGUCUUAUCUCUGAAGAGCGCCCGUAUCGAGUUCUUAGGGAAAAAUUGGCUGCUCAUAACGUCACUGAUAGCGCCUUUAUAUCAUUUGUUGAGGCGUGUCUAACUCUUGAUCACAAGGCGCGUCCACGGAGCAAGGACCUUCUUUCUCACCCCUUUUUGGCGCAGGUUGAUUGA